Messenger RNA from Micropterus salmoides (largemouth bass), 4076 nucleotides. RefSeq names its product protein APCDD1-like. Lineage: Eukaryota; Metazoa; Chordata; Actinopteri; Centrarchiformes; Centrarchidae. Gene Ontology annotation, cellular component: plasma membrane. The transcript is spliced from 5 exons. The record is from RefSeq and is a predicted model, not a curated record. Bases 331 to 1863 code for a protein of 510 amino acids. Gene Ontology annotation, molecular function: Wnt-protein binding. Gene Ontology annotation, biological process: negative regulation of Wnt signaling pathway.
UCUGAACACACGGACAGGACGCAGGACGCACGGAGGACGCGCGUAAAAGCAACCGAGCUGCUUCACUUCAACACUGAGGUUGUCCCUAGCAAAGUCUGGACUUUCGUUCGUUUUCUAUGCGUUGUCUUUGUUUUGAUCCGCAUGUACGGCGGUGUUUUACACUCUCAAGCGAAGCAGAGUGGGUUUCCUAUGAUGCUCGGAUAUCACAGGAGUGUUUGCUCCACGCUUUGGAUGGAUAAUGUGAGGAUUUGUGUCGUAAUUAACAAGGACGCUGCGUAAAACCCGAACAUCCCAGUGUGACAAGAAAAAUCUCAUUCCUCAUAGUGCGAAAUGGCUCCAUCAUUUGCACUGCUUCUCGUUGCUUUUUUGGGCUGGACUGAAUGUUCCUCUCUUUACUACUCAGACGGCCGGUCCAGCCGUCUCUCCCUGGAGAAAACCUUCGGUCGGUUGGUCAAAGACUCCCAGUGCCAACACAUGUUGAAGCACCUUCACAAUGGAGCCCGAAUCACAGUGCAGAUGCCUCCCAACGUAGACGGUCACUGGGUGUCCACCAGCUGUGAGGUGAGACCAGGCCCGGAGUUCCUGACGCGCUCCUACAGUUUCUACCCCAACAAUACCUUCCAGGCUCACCAGUUCUACUACGAGGACAACCACUGCACCAAACCCACCUACACUCUGGUGAUCCGGGGUCGUCUGCGCUUACGCCAGGCUUCCUGGAUCAUCCGCGGCGGCACAGAGGCGGAGUACCACCUCCACCGCGUCCAGAUGGUUUGUCACACAGCCACCGUGGCCAAAGAGCUCAGCCAGAGGCUCAACUGCAGCUGCAGAGGGGCCGUGAAGGGCCCCUGGGAACCCAGUGUGAUCUACGAGCUCUGGAGCGAGGAGGGCGGCUAUGACUGCUCCAGGGAGCUUAAUUUUGCCAUGCAUGAGCUGCAGCUGCUGAGGGUGGAGAAGCAAUACCUGCAUCACAACCUGGAUCACCUGGUGGAGGAGCUGUUUCUGGGAGACAUCCACACUGAGCCGUCCCAGAGGCUGUACUACAAGCCAUCCAGCUACCAGAGCGCCCUGCAGAAUGCCAAGAACCAUGAUCAUGGCUGCAUCGCCUGUCGUAUCAUCUUCCGCUCAGAUGAGUUCCACCCUCCCAUCCUGCCGCCACGGGCCGACCUGACUGUCGGGCUGUACGGUCAGUGGGUGAGCCAGCGCUGCGAAGUCCGCCCUGAGGUCCUCUUCCUCACCCGUCAUUUCAUCUUCCAUGACAAUAACCACACCUGGGAGGGCCACUACUACCACUACUCUGACCCCAUCUGUAAACACCCCACCUUCACCAUCUACGCCCGCGGACGCUACAGCCGAGGGCUUCACUCCACCCGCGUCAUGGGUGGGACAGACUUUGUCUUUAAAGUGAACCAUAUGAGAGUAACUCCCAUGGACGUAGCCACCACCUCCCUCCUCAACGUCUUCAAUGGUAACGAAUGUGGAGUGCAAGGGUCCUGGCAGGUCGGGGUGGAGCAGGAUGUCACCCAAACCAACGGCUGCGUGGCUCUGGGCAUCCGGCUCCCCCACACAGAGUAUGAGCUUUUCCGCAUGGAGCAGGACACUCACGGCCGCUACCUGCUCUACAACGCCCAGCGUCCCAGCGAUGGCUCCAGCCCGGACCGGCCAGAGAAGCGGGCCACUUCCUACCAGAUGCCCCUGGUGCAGUGUUCAGCAAGCAGCCAGUCCGACUACAGCAGAGUGGACGACAGCGACAGGCCUCUGCUGCACCACAAUGACUGCACAGGGUGGCACAGAGGCAGCCAAAAACACGUCACGGUGGCUCUUGUCGCAUUCGUCACAUCUCUGCUUCUCUGUUGGCAAAGCUAGAGAGCAGUUUGUGCUUUUUCUACAGAAAGACUCAACAAGACGAGUGUGGAUUACAUGAGCGGACAGGGAGACUGCCUGUUAAAAUAGCAGCUUUUGGAUGAAAACUGGUGCUCCUGAUCCUCUGAACCCAGCUACCAAAGACUCGAUACUGCUGCACCAAAGAAACUGCACUUUAGAGUGGAACUAAAGACCAACCUGUCUGUGUUUCCACAAAUAUACAAAGAUGUGUGUAUGUAUAUAUAUAUAUAUAUAUAUAUCCACAUAGACCUGAGAGUAUGUUUUAUACAGUGUAUUUACCUACAGCUAUCAAGUCAUUGUUUGGUACUGCAAAAAGACACGAUUUGAUGUGUGGAAACUUUUUCUACAAUGAACUCUUGACAAGAAGCUCCCUGUCUGGAGGAGAUGUGCUUGUGGAUAGUCACUGUUUACAGUAAAAGGGAACUACACUACUUAUUACAGUAUAGUCUUACAGUAUGGUGAACUCAGCUGCAGUUAUCCAUCAUCUUUUCCACAUGGAGAUCAUACUGUUUUGAAUACAAUAAAACUUAAUCGGCAGGUAGUUAUCUUCUCCUGUGCAACUUUUUCUGUCAUGCUCCCCAUCAGACGCCAAAAAAAAGUCACCCCUCCCCCUCUCUUGUUUUUCACGUCACUACAUAAAUCAUGUUCAUUCCACCCUCCCUGCAGUGGCUCUACGCCCCCCAGUUUCAGAACCACUGUUCUGAAGAGAAACAUUUUUAUUCCCUCACUGAUCAGAUAGCUGCAUCUUCACUGGCCGACGCUCGACCUUAUUUCCAUUGGGGCUAUUUUGAAAUUUUGUCAUGCUCAGACUAUUUCAUGGUAAAUAUCAAUACUCUCUGUAUUUGCAAUAAUCAAGUUAAUGCAAUGAAAUGUGUUCCACCAUUGUACAUGCACAAAAUACUUCACACGUGUAAAAUGUGUUCAUUUUUAUAAAUAAGCAGUAGAAGUUUUGCAAAACUGUACUACAACGUGAUCAUAUCAUCACAGUGUGAUUCUAUACAUAUCUAUAAAUGAAAAAAACUAAUUGUUGCCCAGUUUCACAUGCGAUUAUUAACUGUAACAUGGUUUGUUUAUAUAAAAUGGGUUUGUGUUUUCAAGACGCAAACUGAAACUGUCAUCACCUACAACUAUAAUAAUACAUACAUACAUUUGGGUCUGGUUGGGGGGCUAGUUGUAGCUUAACUCCAUGAUAAAAGAUAAUAUCAUUCAUUUUCAUAGUGAACUAUCUAGGCAGUCAGAGUAAGAAUUUACUGUUGGCUGAUCAUUUUUGUUGGGCUGACAGGAAAUGAAGAAAGGAUUUAACUUGCGGACAUCAAAUCAAACUGCGACUUCAAAGCUACUGCCACUUUCAAGCAGGAAAUCCCCCUAAGUUGUCGUUUAUUUUUCUUCCACAGUAAUUUUCUACGUCUCUGCUAUAAGCGUUGGAGCUUUAAAAAAUGUUGUAACAAUAAAUACUGAAGGUCUGAACAGGAAUUUAAGAUUUUCCGGUUAAUUGUUUCAGGCUUCUUUGAAUUCGAUGAACUUAGACCGCUGUUUUCAAAAAUUUGGAAAAGGGAGUUCUUCAUGAUUGGUUGGUUUUUUUUAAAUAGAACAAUUGGACAUUUAUGUAAUUGUAACAAAGGAUAGAUUCUGUUUACUAAGCACUGUAUAGUAUGUCACAUUACCUGUCUGGAUUGUGUAGCUCCUUUUCAAAAAGUCGUCCAGCAAGGAACCUGUGGAAUAACAUUAUAUAAUAACAAGAUGAGUGCUCUUUUCUCCUCAAGGUCGUUUCGAAGCUUGAGAAUGUAAUAAAUUCAAAAUACCUUCCAUGGGAUUAAGGCCAUCAGGUAUGGCACAGUAUCAGCACCCUUCAGUCCUCCACUUGAUCUUCAUUACAAUCUUUAUGAAGGUCCCUGCGAUGUCGUCAUCAGUCUGAAAAUGUCGUCCCUGCCAUCACCGCUCUGGAUCGUGGACCUGUUUGGGAACUUACCAGCAUGCUUCUCCCGUACCAGAACUUUCAAAUGGUUACAACAGAGAAAUUAUGAACUGUCACAGCAUACUCUUUCUGCAAUGGAAAAUCUAAAUGACAAUAAUUUCUUUUAGCCAGUUUGUCAUUGAUUAUGCAGAAUCUCUUUCCCAGAUUGCAUUAGACUCCAUCAACUGUCUAUAACUGGAUACAUGUAUAAGAUUAAAGGUUUGAUACUCUUUAACAUUUA